GUUUUGCUUUCACAGUGGGCAGUGGGUCAAGUCCUCUGUCUACUACUCUUCCCCACAAAGACACUUUUUUCUUUUUUCCUCUUCACUUUUUCUCUGUUCAAAGUAGAAAGAGAGAACAAUCACAUGAGAAAAAGCCUAAUACUAAUAGUAUAGAGAGAUCACAAAAGAAGAAGAAGAAAAAACAAAACUACUAAAUAAAGAUCAUGUGCAACAAGAACACACUAAGAUCGCCUGAUCAUCAUCAUCAUCAUCACCACCACCGUCGGCGUCGUCAUCAUAAUCAACUCAAACCCGCUCGUAAGUCAAGAACCAAAACCAGAAAGCCCAAGUUCUUAAGCCUCUCCAAAGAGAUCAAACCCCAAACUACACCAAAACCAACGUCUGAAAUUACCGAAAUGACCCGCCACCAUCACCAGCUGAACCUGUUCCCUCUCCACCCGGAGAAUCUCGUUUGCGACGACAGAGCCGACGAGGACGCCGCCCUGCUCUUCCACUCCGACGGCGGCGGUGGCGGCGGAGGAGCCGCCUCGCUGAGCACCCUUCUCCAUACGACAACGACGACGACGAAUAAUACAAUGUCGUCGGAGGAGGAUUCGUUGUCGUACGCGUACGAGGAAGAGGAGUUGUUGUCGUACAAGUGCGGCGGCGGUGGUCGUGUUGAGGCGGAGACGCUGGUGAAGACGGCGAUGAGGAACAGAGAGAGGGAUUUGAGCGAGGAGAAGUGGGUUUGUUACUCCGAGGUUGUGGAGAAGAAGGAGGUGGUUGAGGCGGAGGAGGUGACGAGCUCGAGCGAAACGACGGCGAUGAAUAAGGGCAAUUUGUCGUUGAAGCUGGAUUACCAAGGGAUUCUGAACGCUUGGUCUGAUAAAGGCUCGCUUUACAUCCAAGGAUCUGAUCGUCAAUCCCCACAGACCGUACCUGACUUGCAUGAUCAUCAUGAUCAUUUCUUUGCCUCUGAUUAUAAUACCGCCAAUGGGCUAAUGGAAGGUUGGAGAAAUGCUGGGAAUUUAUGGAAGGUUCCAGAAAGGCCAGGCAGUGGUAGUGGCCUGAAAAUAAAGGAGGAAAUGGAAGGCAAAGAUGGUUGGAAAAUGGGGCAAAGAGAGGCGAGUGUGUUGAGAUACAAGGAGAAAAGGCGAAGCAGGCUUUUCGCUAAGCGGAUUCGAUAUGAAGUCCGAAAGCUCAACGCCGAGAAGCGCCCUCGUAUGAAGGGGAGAUUCGUGAAGAUAAGUUGAUGAGUGUAGAGAAUUGGACAUACUAUUUACUGCAAAUAAGAGUACACGGCUUUUUAGUGUACAAAAAGUCUUUCCUUUUCCUGUUCAGUUUACAAUGGGAAUAGGGAAGGUUGACACACUUGUACAAUGCUAAGCAAUGGAUGUCGAAUCAGCCGAAAAUCUAGGAACCAAAUAAGAACAAAGUGAUCGGAUCAGAGAAAUGAAGAAGCUGAACUUCUAAGGUAUUUGCAUACUUCUGAUGAUCUUCAUAAACCAAGUCAGAGCCGUUGCUUGCUUCUCCUAUCGGUAAACUAACCGCAUCGCGACUGUGAUUUCGAUUUCUCAUUUUGAAUUCAAAACUCUAUUUACUUGAUGUGGAGCCAUAGUUUUUGGAGAGAUCUUGAUCCUGAGAGGAUAGUCUGUCAAUGAAAUGUACCGUCGCAGCACACCUUUAGACCUCUGCAGCUUCAUUUGCUGGUAGCCAGUUAUGAGAAUUCAAGUUGUAAUUUAUGCACAAACUGAUGGCAUGCAUUUGAUUAGCUAGUACAGUUACUAUAUCUCUAACUUGGAGGGUGUCCCAUUUCACAAACAAUAAAUUGAGGUGGAGGAGAAAUUGUGACACCACUUAUAUAUUGUGUCACAAAACCUAUCUUAGUUAACAAAUUAAUUAAGCAUUUUUUCCGCAUUAUCCUUAAA
Molecule: messenger RNA, 1907 nt
Organism: Morus notabilis
Lineage: Eukaryota; Viridiplantae; Streptophyta; Magnoliopsida; Rosales; Moraceae
Exons: 3
Coding region: 204-1232 (342 amino acids)
Biological process (GO): regulation of DNA-templated transcription
Cellular component (GO): nucleus
Molecular function (GO): protein binding
Source: RefSeq, a predicted model, not a curated record